Betta splendens (Siamese fighting fish) is the source of this 975-nucleotide messenger RNA. Its product is annotated as urokinase plasminogen activator surface receptor-like. NCBI's taxonomy places the organism in Eukaryota, Metazoa, Chordata, Actinopteri, Anabantiformes, Osphronemidae. The record is from RefSeq and is a predicted model, not a curated record.
UAAAAAAAAUCUUUACUUUAUUAAUGAAAAUGAAAUGAAUUGAAUCUUCCGCUUUGUGGAAUUUUUCUUAUCUUAAAACAUAUUCAGUUUCUAUUUAAUAGUAUUUUGUAUUAGUGGUUGAAGGAGUGGUCUGGAGGUGGCGACAUCCUCAGCACAACUACUUAUUGCUGGAACACAUCAACUACAAGUCUGUUUGCGUCUUGACAUCCUAUGAUGCAUCUCCUCAUGCUGAUCUUUGGGACUGUGCUUCUUCCUAAAGCCUACACUCUGAAGUGUUAUGAGUGUUCAACGGCUCUUGCAGGAAAGUGCACAGAUACAGAAAAACAAUGUCCUGCAUUGAGUGACCAGUGUGCUGUAGUGCGAGCUGUUACAUACGCAGGUGGAUCAAAACUGUUUGAUAUCACUGGGAAAUCCUGUUUUUCGACUGAACAAUGUCUCAGUAGUUCCGUCAACUUUGGAGCUGCCAAAACUGUAUUUAACAGUCGCUGUUGCACCACUGAUCUGUGCAACACCCGCCCCGCCCCAGACAUCAGCAACACCAGACCUAAUGGUAGAAAAUGCUUUACCUGUGAUGUACAAACAAAACAAUGCGAAGCAACUCUGAACUGCGAGGAAACUGAGGACCACUGCAUCACGGCUUCAGUGCACAUAGGAGGGGAAACAACCACAAUGAAGGGCUGUGCCUCCGAACAGGUCUGCUCAAGUUCGCAAAGUAACAGCAUGAUAGGAUCCAUCGGGACAAACAUCAGCUGCUGUCAGGGUGACUACUGCAACAGCGGCAGGUCUUCGCUCCUGCUCCUGCUGGCCCCACUCAUCUACUUCGUUGUUUUCUUUUAACUGAUGGAGAUACAAGCAUCACUGUUUACCAACAUAUUAAUGGAAAUUUUAUUUUUACAUUUCUACUCAUGUGCUUACUUAUGAUUUUUUUUUUAAUAUACUCAUACCCAUUCAUGAGUAAAACAAAUAUGCGGCAAC